Molecule: messenger RNA, 6813 nt
Organism: Jaminaea rosea
Lineage: Eukaryota; Fungi; Basidiomycota; Exobasidiomycetes; Microstromatales
Exons: 4
Coding region: 1-6813 (2270 amino acids)
Biological process (GO): nuclear pore organization
Cellular component (GO): nuclear pore inner ring; nuclear pore
Molecular function (GO): structural constituent of nuclear pore
Source: RefSeq, a predicted model, not a curated record
AUGGCGGACACUUUUGUGCCGUCGCAGUUCUUUCGACUGCACAACCUCAUCCAGAGGGCCAUCGCUGCGCCUUCGAGCAGCGCUGGGACCUCGAACGAAUGGUACAUCGCAGUUGAUGGAUUGAGAAAUGAACUCGUGGAUCUGGGAAGGGUGAAAGCCGGGGACAAUGCUGAGCUGAAAGAGAUUGAAUCGGGCAAAAUCACCCUAGGAUCAACGACGCACACCCUCAACUCAGACUUUGCCUCACUCACCAUCCUCCUCGCGACCAAUCUCAACAUUUCAGCCAAGUACUGCGCUUCUCUCCUACAAGAUGCCCUCUCAUCUCGCUCUCGAUACCCAUCACGCUCUCCCAUCGAGAUCGCCCUCGUGCUUCAUCAGCGAGAGCGUUGGGCUCUCACAGAGGCUUGGAAGGAGCUCGUCAGUGCAGCUGUCACGCUCCCGCAAGAGGCCGAUGUAUCGCAGAGAAGGCUGGGACUGAAGAUGAAUCAGGCCGUGCAAGCUUUACUUGGCUUAAAGGUCUCCUACGCAGAUGGAACCGGGAGGCGGGACGUCUCGCUGCUGCAGAGGAUCCUCCUCGAAAUCGACUCGCUCAAGUCUCAGGCAAAUGCUGUGGAAAAUGCGCUUCGCAAUCCACCCUCAGAUCCAAAUCGUAGACUCCCAGAUGAGCUUCAGCUCGAACGCAUCUCGACUCUCGGCCAGGAGAGGCGAGCAUGGGCGCAUGUCCUCUACCUUCUUGCCAUCUCUGCCAUGCUGCAGGGCGAAGAGAUCCUUGCAAUGGCAAAGUGGCUUAGUAAAGUCAAGGAGGACGAGGCGACGGGAGUAAAGGAGGAUCUGAUGCCAUAUGUCCUCACUGCUCUGCUCGCUGCCCUCGAGACAUCGACCAAGGCUUCGCUCGAGGGGCUUGUCGGCGCCGGGCAGCCUGACUUGCUCGACGACCGAACCUCUCUCAGUCAGAUGGACACCCUCAUCAACAAGUCCGGCUGGGCAUCACUUUCGCUGCAAGCCGUCGUCCAGCUGCAAUGGUCCCUUCUCCUCGUCAAGGUAGUCAAGCACGACGCAAGCCUGGGCAACGAGCUCAACGUGUCAGAAGACUCGGUCAGCCGUGCGGUGCUCAAGGCCAUUCAGCAAGGCGACGCAUUCAUCUAUCUGGUCCUACGCCUUCUAGGCUGGAGACAGCGCCUGUUCGAUGCCAUUGAGGGCACAGAGGACGAAGACGCCCUAAGCGGCGCAGCAUCAGCGCAAGCCCAGUCCACCCAGUUGGGCGUUGAUGCAGGAGACGAGAUCGACAUCGAAUUUCAGCCAUACCUCCUCUCCAGCCUGCACUCACUCCUGCUCGGCAUCUCGCGCACCUUUCUCUCUUUGCUGCGCAAGCUUCAGCGCCAGGAAGAAGACGCAGCCUACUCCGUCCUCCGGCCGGGCUCAAAAGACGUGCGUCGCUACGACCUCGAAGCCUUCCUCGAUGGCCUUGCCCUUGUCGUGCGGGGCGAUGCGUCCAAGUCGCUGUCCUUCUGGCUUACACCUGAGGGCAGGAGAUCACGCUUCGUCAUGUGGGCGGUCGAGCUGCGUGAGGAAGGACAUCAGCGCGCCCUCCUCGACCUGCUCAGCGCCAUGUCGACCGGAGGCAGCGAGGGGGCGUGGCAAGCUCACGCCUUGCUCAGCAGCAGUGCGGAGGGAGGAGCAGCGGAUGAUGGCUUGAUCUCGUGGAACAGACUUUGGGAUUGGAUGGCGUACUACGUCGAUGCGCUUCGCGGAGGCGGGGACAGAGAGCGCGCCAGCAUGCCACCCGGCGAGAUGACCCUCCUACGCAGCUUUCUUCGGCUACUUCGUAGCGUCGUCUCUGGCAGCUACGCGGCUCGAGAAGCCAUCCUGGCCCUCACGCUCAAUGCAGCCAACCCUGGCACCAGCGUACUGCAGCGUCUCUUUGCACUGUACGUGUGCCCCAUCCCCAUUGAGCUCAAGGCUACUCUUCUGGACACCAUGGCUGCUUUUGCACGCGAGAAUGGCUUGACAGCUGGGACAGCUGCCUCUGCUCGUCUACCGCGAGUGAGACAGGAGCUCUGGUCCCUCGUCGAGUCCAGCGGGAUCCUCAGCGGGCCUCACGCCAACAAUCGCAACGUAGCAGCAGCAAGAUUUGGCGGACUCGGCGGGAGCUUCAGAGCUGCGCAGGCUCCCCCGUCGGACGUGCUGUUCGAGCUCGAGAACGUCGAGGCGGCUAGCGGCUUCUACCCGGGCACGGUCAGCUUCAUCAACUUCCUCUCUGCUCUCGUUGUCCCCGAAUUCGUUGGACCCGGCGGGCGAGCAGGCGGGGACGUGGGUGCUCUGGUGGCCGAUCUGCCCCUCGCUGGGCCAUUGGGCCAGCAACCUAGCCUCCCGCUCGGUGUUCCGCAAUCAUUAGGCAGCGCCGCCUCUGCACACCAAGGCUCUGGCCAUGGAGUGGAUGUCGGACUGGAGAAGUACAUUACCUUCGUCGUCGACUCGGUCCUGCUCCCCUCUCUCGCGGCCAACGGACCGCGCGACUUCGCCGCCUUGAGCGAGAAGUGGCGGCUGAUCUCCUCCUGCCUGCACUUCCUGCAUCGCUGUCUUUCAGCAUUCGACCUCUCCUCGCUCACGCGCACUGUAGGCGUAUCAGCGGGGAACGGACAACGCGGAGCAGAAGAUCGCGAGACCCUCCUUCGCCUCGCGAUGCACCCUGGCUUCGGAGUGAUGAAGAGGCUGAUGAGCACGAGUAAGCUCCUCAAAGAGAUCUUGGCACUCCUCUCUCCCAACAUGAGCGGGCAGCCCAUUCCUGGCCUUGCAACCACAGCGGCAGGAUACGAGAUUGUCGACUCACCCGCAGCGAAGCGAUCCGCCAUCUUCCUUCCCGCUGCUGUGGGUACGGCUAUGCGUAUCAUCCUGGCGGCCAUCAAGGGCCAGGGUCUCUUCUUGCAAGUUCUCCUCCCCACACUUGCCGGCCUAUCCGACUCAGCAGCGUCAGGCGCGGCAGGCCCUGCUCCGCUCUUCCCCGGACUCGACCUUGACGCUCGCAUCGGCCAAUCUUCCUCCUACACACCCAUCGACAAUAAGAUGCUACAAGAGUACGAAUCUGUAGUCCAGAUUGCCCUCUACGUCAACUCGGUGCGGGACGACCUGGCCCUUCUCAGUGUCAAGCUGCUCACAGAGGUAGCAAACGGAGCUGCUUUCAGUGAGGUGGACCGCUUUGCCGAUGGGUCUGGUGGUGCGGGGCGACGAAGAAUGAACAGGUUGGUUGGAUUGUUGGAGAUGACCGAGGAGAGCGGGAGGGUAAGAGAGGGCGUAGUGAGACGAUUGGACGCCCUAGCUGGAAGUGACGAUGAAGGAGAGGCGGUGCCGCGGGGCGCGGGACUGGACGAUGCCGAGGAGGACAGCAGUGAAGAGCAGCUGUUGGGUAUCGCUGCCCCGUCGUCCUGUGGGAAUGCGGCAGUCUGCCGUGCUAUUCUGGAGCUUCUUCUCAUCGGCACCUCGACCAGCAAGCAUGCGCCGAACCUCGCGCACCUCCUUCUGGGCUACGACCUCCGUGCCGUUAGAGCAGAAGAUCAAGUGAUCCCCUCCCCAUCGCCCGAAUCGCCGCGAGGAGGCUUGCACGCUCUUCUCGACCUGCUGCGAGGUGACCGCGAUCUGGCGGAGGACGAAACUGCUGAAGCAUUGGAGCAAGGGGUCCCUAGUCUUCUCGAGACUCAUCCCGCCCUUGCAGAGCGCACCCUCGCUCUGUUGCUCAACCUCUGCACCCAUCCGUACACCACUUCCUGCACUUUGCGGUACCUGCGAACGCAAGAGGAUUUCUGGGCCAAGCAGCUCAGGAACAACUUCUUUGCUUACACGGUGCCCGUCGAGCGCGGCCUGCACCCACAAGAGGACGAGGAGACAUCAUCAACGCGUCUGGCCCGCGGGCAGCUCGUCUUUGCCGAUGGACGCAGCACCCAGACGUCGGUCGACGCCCUCAUCUCGAGCCUCAACGCAAGGCAACACCUCCUUAGCGGCGUCGCAAUCGAGCUGCACGGCCUCGUCACCGCAGGCAUGCAAAGCCAGGCUGCUCACCUGGUGGGAGCGCUCUACGGGACGGGGCUCGUCCUAUCGCGCGGUCGUCUUGAGGAUGGCGAUGAGGACUUCGAUGAGAGUGCUGAGGACUUCAUGCAGGCACAAGCAUCUGCUGUGGCAGACAGAGAUGUGGGUAUGCGUCUCCUCACUCUGCUUCAAUCCUUCGACUUCGAGUGGCACGACGAGCGUGACGGGCUCGCCUCUCAGCUGGUCAUGUUGCGCGACUUGGAUGUCUCCCAGGCCAAGGCGCCGCCGACAGCUGGAGGGCGUCAAUUCGACAUCAGCAAGACGAUUGCGCUCCUCGCUUUCGCACGUCGUGAACUGGAACGAAUGGGCGAGCUCGGUGACGCCAGGCGCCGUGCCAACUUCGACGCCGAGGCCGCCAUCGUGCUGCAGCACGUCAGCGCCCGCAAUGCUCACCGUGCGGUAGCCAAGUGUCGUCGCUCUGCCCUCGCAAGCUGGCGCAACGUGCAGGAUCUCGUUCUGGCGCACGGCGAAUUCCUACUCAGGCCGGAAGCGCAGCCGCUCGUGGUGUUUGACUCUCUUUCUGCUCUGCUGCCAAGGCUGGACGGAGCGGCCCCGGAAGAAGACCCAGUGCUCGCCGACUUGGCCGCUGGAGCUAUCUUGUCGUUGCUGACUAGCUUGAGACGACAUCGUGCCCAAGCUCCUGUAGGGGCGGGUCUGACGGACGAGCUCCCCAUUGAUCGACUGCUCUCGACCCUGGCUGCCCUCACGGGGGCCAUUCUCAGGGCGGGGACCUCAGUAUCAGCCAGGGGCAACCUGUACUCGGCGCUCAUCAACUAUUUGCAGCUCGUACGCGCCGCAGCCAACACCAACCAGGGCGGGGAAUAUCCACUCGGCGCAAGUGGGGACAGUCUGGUGGGUGACGAUUCCUUCUCUUACGCGGAUGGGGAAAGCUUGAUCGGUAGCUCCAUGGGCGGAGCAUCGGCCUACGGCGGUGGAGACUACCAGCAACCUUCAAGCCUCGACAGCCGUACCCGCACCUUCCUGGCGCAACACGCCGAGCGACUCGUCCCCGUGCUCGCCCGUGACGCGCUUGAUGCGCCGGACGUCUGGCGGACGGUCGCUUUUACUCUUCUCGACCGUCUGUGCGCACUCGAGUCCACCGGCCGAAGCAAGAGUGGUCGCUCGCCUGUGGUGCUGGACAUACUCACCCGACACGGGUACCUCAAAUCUUUCGUGGCCCGACUCAGGGAUAUGGACCUUCCCCUCCAAUCAAUCCUCCGCCCCGACCCUCCAAGCCUCAAUGCACUGUACGUCUACGAAGCGAAGCUGGCCUUCUUUGGUCGCUUGGCCUCGAGUCGCAGAGGGGCUGAGCGGUUGUUGGAAGCAAAGCUGUUCGAUACGCUUUGCCAGGCGGAUUUCCUUGCUGCGCGACCGGAGGAGGAUCAGGACUUUGUUGAUCUGGAAAGCUUUCUACCAGCCGCCACCGAGCGAUACGCUGCGCUGCUCACGCCGGCUUUGCAGGUCGCCGUAGCUGUUGUGCAGGCUACAACUGGCGGCCCAGGAAGAAGUCGCUCCGAGGCACACGCGCCCGGCUCCGCCACUUCUCGUAACCAAGCGCUCAGCCUCCUCAACGCCCAUCGCGAGUCCCUACUCGCAGUGCUGCGCUCUGCCGUGCAGGAUACAGUGUCUCUCUCGACGGUGGACGAGGCGCAUUUGGUCGUCACCUUGAUGUUACAGGUGCUUCCCAUCCUCGACGAUGAGGCUUUGGUCGCGCCGCGACCGUUGGCGGCAUACCACAGCGCAAUUCUGCAAGCCGCGGCCGGCUUCUUGCAUUCAACCGCCUGGAGAGGACGGGUUCUGCCAUUCACUGAGAGGGAGAGGGAGGAGGAGGCUACCACUGUGGGCGGCGGCACAGCCGAUAUGGCAAUGGACGGGGACCACGCUGACGGACGCGACCUCGUCAACCGGGGUGAAGAGAGCGUCUUCGACCAGAACGCCGCUCGGUCAGUCUCACGGCUCAUCUUCUCCCUGACGUCCUACCUUGAAGCAGCAAGUGAGCCACUCGCUGGCCGUCAAGUCGCUCGACCCUGCCUCUCCUCGUCACUGGCAGUUCCGCAGCCCUACCAAGCAGGGCGACGAGGUCGCACACCAGGGUACGACUCACACGAUGAUCUGCGUCGUUCUCGUGGACCCGAUGGCGCGAGCACACGAGUAGCAUCUGUCCCCAGCUUGGGUAUCGCCUUAGCGGCAAUGGACGAGCAAGUCGCCUCUUUGGAGCAAGAUCUUCCACUUGCCGAGAGGUUGCGCUCUAUGCUUGAUGAAGGGGAGAACGUUGGCCUGCAGGAAUGGGAAGCACUCACAGGCUCGGCUGCAACGAGGCCAGACGUAGGCUCACUGCAGCUGCGUCGCUCCGCGCUUGUAUUGGCAAAAUUGGGCCAGAUGAGGGGCAAGGCAACUCAGAGACUGGACGUGGUCGAUGUCCUAAUUGUGGUGAUCCAGCGUCACUUUGCCUAUUACCUCGCCGCACUGGACGAUGAGUCCAUGGCGAGUAGCAGCGGCAUCGGCGCACCGCCUCAAGGCGUUGAUGCUGGGUACGCAGCGCCCUGGAUGGGAGGACGCCAGAAUGUACCGACGACGAACAAGGCGAUCGGCACUCUUGCUGCGGACAGCACUAGCGGGUCAAGCAUCGUAAGCAACGCCAGGGAGAGGAGCACCUUCCUUGAGCUGGUAGGGAGGAAGCUGCAGACUAUGUUGCUUGUCAGGCAGGAGGCGGAGGAGAAAAUACGGGACUGA